Molecule: messenger RNA, 1014 nt
Organism: Parascedosporium putredinis
Lineage: Eukaryota; Fungi; Ascomycota; Sordariomycetes; Microascales; Microascaceae
Source: the annotation of a GenBank genome assembly
AUGAAGGGCAUCACAGUGAGCGGAGACGGUGCUUAUGCAGAGUUUCAGCCUGGACUAACAAGCGGCGAACUGUUACGAGCGUUGUGGGCUCAAGGCAAGGAGACAGUGACUGGAUCUUGUUUGUGCGCUGGGAUCAUGGGCAUCAUGCUUGGCGGCGGCCACGGAUAUCUACAAGGCUUAUACGGCUUCCCCACAGACCAGAUCCUAGAAAUGAGAGUCGUGCUUGCUAACGGCACCUUGGCUGUGGCAUCCGCAGAAGAGAACGAGGACCUAUUUUGGGGACUCCGAGGAGCGGGCCAUAACUUUGGUAUUGUCACUUUAACAAGAUACAAAGUCUACCCCAGUGGCCCGAAAUGGUCACAAGCUCGGCUCGUGUUCCCAGGAUCCCACCUUGAGCAGAUUUUUACCUUAUCAAAUGACUACCUAAGCAUAGAUAGCCACCCAGCGGGGCUGAUCUUAUGGUAUGUCUUUUCGCGACGGCCCGACCUCGCGCAAGAGCCCGUCAUUGUCAUGGACCUGAUAUACCGUGGCGAUUUGGCUGAACUUGAGAACCUCUCAUCCAGGUUCAUCGCCCUCGGCGCAUUGGAGGUCUCUAUGUAUACGGAGAUUGAAUAUCCAGACCUCUACAAGCUGAACACCAUUGAUGAGACUAGCGUCGUGUGUAAAAAGGGCGCCUAUAGACAUCUAUUUCGGUCAUACUUGAAGCGGCAUAGUCCAGAGGCCCUACGCGCAGUGUAUAACAUCUUUUCAAACGUCAUAACGCGGACCCCUGUCUGGACGUAUUAUAACGAGAGCUACGCUGCGGACAUACUCUCCGCAACGCAGGAUAUGAAAAGGAUUAUAGUGGAAAGUAGCGGUGAGGGGCAACAGAACAGCUAUGUCAACUAUGCCGUCGGCGAUGAGACUCUCGCCGAGAUCUACGGUUCUGCGCCCUGGCGGGUAGAAAAGUUGAAGAGGUUGAAAUCACAGUAUGACCCUCAAGGGAAGUUCAACUUUUACCUGCCGCUGGCUUAG